AUGCCGGAUGAUGAAUUUGCCUUACUUAAUAGUGAAGUAGCAGUCAUGCAUAUGUUUAGGGAUGAACCAUACAUUCAUGUCUAUGUUGGAGAGGUAAAUGAUAAUAGGGAUGUAGAAAAUAAUAAUGGGAAUCAGCAAGAUGGGGGUCUUUUGCAGGAGGUUGUUGAUUUCUGCAGAAGGUAUCUGACUGCAAAUCAUGAUGCAUUUCAUAACAACAAGCUUCAUUUAGUCAUCAAUGAUGCCAAAGCUGAAUUGGAGGAGAGGAAGGAAAAGUUUGAUAUCAUAGUGGGGGAUUUGGCUGAUCCAGUUGAAGGUGGCCCCUGCUAUCAACUCUAUACCAAAUCUUUCUAUGAAAACAUCCUCAAGCCUAAGCUCAGUGACAAUGGCAUCUUUGUUACUCAGGCUGGUCCAGCUGGUGUGUUCACUCACAAGGAGGUCUUCUCAUCAAUUUACAACACCAUCAAACAAGUGUUCAAGUAUGUUCUUGCCUACACAGCUCAUGUACCAUCUUUUGCUGAUACUUGGGGAUGGGUCAUUGCCUCAGACCAACCAUUUUGUCUUGAUGCUGGGAAGAUAGACAAGAAGAUGGCAGAAAGAAUUGACGGAGAAUUGCUCUACUUGAGUGGCGCCUCCUUUUUCUCCUCCACCAUCUUGAACAAAACUGUUGCCAAAACAUUGAAGAAUGAGACUCAUGUGUAUACUGAAGAAGAUGCAAGGUUCAUUCAUGGUCAUGGGGUAGCAUACCGAAAUUGAUGCAGCAGGCCUUUUGGUGGGGGGAAAACUUCUGUACAGUCAAAAGGCAGGAUCAAGAAGAUGGAAUAGUAGUUGAAGGUUCUCCAGUGAACAAAGGAGGGAAAGAGGAAAAAAAAAAAAAAGAAGAGAAAUCUUAAACAAUUGUUAGAAGCUCUUGGUAUUAGAUAGUAUAUAUGCUUAGGCUACUUGUGGUUGUUCUAGGGCUCUGAUCUACAUUUGUUUCUUUAAUAUUAUCUCAUGUAAUGCUGAAAUAUCAAGGGGCAUUUCUCCAUUAAGCUUUUCAGUUUCUUGCUUCCUUAGAUCACAGGCCUAUUUUCCAAGCAAAAAUCUGUGCGACCCUUUUGUCCCAGGAAGAUUUAUAUUAGAAGGCCAAUCUAUGUAAAAGGAAAUGCAUUGCUUUUUGUCA
Molecule: messenger RNA, 1159 nt
Organism: Coffea arabica (coffee)
Lineage: Eukaryota; Viridiplantae; Streptophyta; Magnoliopsida; Gentianales; Rubiaceae
Source: RefSeq, a predicted model, not a curated record